This is a messenger RNA of Henningerozyma blattae CBS 6284, 1785 nucleotides long. It is a transcript of the gene HNM1, whose product is annotated as Hnm1p. Gene Ontology annotation, cellular component: membrane. Gene Ontology annotation, biological process: transmembrane transport; amino acid transport. Gene Ontology annotation, molecular function: transmembrane transporter activity; protein binding. The coding region runs from base 1 to 1785 and encodes 594 amino acids. NCBI's taxonomy places the organism in Eukaryota, Fungi, Ascomycota, Saccharomycetes, Saccharomycetales, Saccharomycetaceae. The record is from RefSeq and is a predicted model, not a curated record. The transcript has a single exon.
AUGAAUAUAACAGAUCAAAAGUUGCAGAAAAAUAGUGAAGUCUAUACGAUUGUGGAAGCAAAUGAUGAUACAGCAUCUUUCAACCAGUUAGGAUCUGUUAGUUCGUCAAAGAUAAGUGACUUGGAUAAGAACUCGAUUAACAAUGAAUUCAAUCAAACUGAGGAAGUGCAUCUAAGGAAAUCAUUCUCAUUAUGGUCUAUUCUUGGUGUUGGUUUUGGGUUAACCAAUUCAUGGUUUGGUAUUUCUGCUUCUAUGGUCACUGGUAUUGAAUCUGGUGGUCCCAUGAUGAUUGUAUAUGGUAUUAUCAUCAUUUCAUUAAUUUCCAUUUGUGUAGGUGUCUCAUUAGGAGAGUUAUCUUCUGCUUAUCCUCAUGCCGGUGGCCAAUUUUUUUGGUCUUUAAAAUUAGCUCCCCCAAAACAUAGAAGGUUUGCUGCUUAUAUGUGUGGUUCUUAUGCAUAUGCCGGUUCUGUUUUCACUAGUGCUUCCACCACAUUGUCUGUUGCAACAGAAUUGGUAGGUAUGUAUGCCUUAUGUCAUGAAUCUUUUGUCCCAAGAAGAUGGCAUGUAUUUGUUUGUUUUGAAUUAUUACAUUUAUUUUUAUUAUUGUUCAACUGUUAUGGGAAAUCAUUGCCAUUCAUUUCUUCAUCGUCCUUAUACAUUUCUUUAUUAUCGUUUUUUACCAUUACAAUUACUGUCUUGGCUUGUGCCCAUGGUAAAUAUAAUGAUGCCAAAUUUGUUUUUGCCACAUUUUAUAAUGAAACUGGUUGGAAAAACGGCGGUAUUGCAUUUAUUGUUGGGUUAAUCAAUCCAGCUUGGUCAUUUUCAUGUUUGGAUUGUGCUACACAUAUGGCCUUUGAAGUUGAGAAACCUGAAAGAGUCAUCCCUAUGGCUAUCAUGGGUACAAUCGCUAUUGGUUUCAUUACAUCCUUUUGUUAUGUUAUAGCCAUGUUUUUUUCUUUAAAUGAUUUAAAUGCUUUAUUCAACUCACACACCGGUGCUCCAAUUUUAGAUAUUUACAACCAAGCAUUACACAAUAAAGCUGGUGCAAUUGUUCUAGGGUGUUUAGUUCUAUUUACUUCUUUCGGUUGUGUAAUUGCUUGUCAUACAUGGCAAGCUAGAUUAUGCUGGUCCUUCGCUACCGAUCAAGGUUUACCUUAUUCUAAAUGGUGGGCUGAAGUUAAUCCAACCUUAGGUGUGCCAUUAAAUGCUCAUUUGAUGUCUUGUGGUUGGAUUGCUAUCAUUGGUCUUUUAUAUUUAGCUUCUUCGACUGCAUUCAAUUCUUUAAUUACUGGGUGUAUAGCCUUUUUGUUACUAUCAUACAUCAUUCCAGUUAUUUGUCUAUUACAAAAGAAACGCCAAAUAAAACAUGGUCCAUUUUGGUUGGGAAAGUUUGGAUUAUUUUCUAAUAUUGUAUUGUUAUGCUGGACUUUAUUUUCAAUUGUAUUUUUUUCAUUCCCACCAAAUUUACCUGUCAAUAGAAAUAAUAUGAAUUAUGUCUGUGUAGUUAUCGUGGGAUUUACAUGUUACCAGUUAAUAUAUUGGAAAUGGAAAGGUGCUAAAGAAUUUCAUUCAGCUCAAGAUGAUGAUGAUAACAUAGAAUAUGAAAACAAUAGUAAUAUUAACAUGGAUACAUAUAUGGCUCGCACGAGUAAUAUAUCUGAUAGCCAUUCGCAAUAUUAUAUGAUGGACCAAGAUGGGGUUUCACUACAUAGUGAUACUUCCGAAAAUGGCACUCAAUUAAUAAAUCAUAAAAGUAUCGCCAAAGUCGAUGUAAGAGAAACAUAA